Molecule: messenger RNA, 2056 nt
Organism: Labrus mixtus (cuckoo wrasse)
Lineage: Eukaryota; Metazoa; Chordata; Actinopteri; Labriformes; Labridae
Gene: fgfbp2a
Product: fibroblast growth factor binding protein 2a
Exons: 2
Coding region: 68-724 (218 amino acids)
Biological process (GO): cell-cell signaling
Molecular function (GO): growth factor binding
Source: RefSeq, a predicted model, not a curated record
GGACCCUCUUCUUGAGCAUUCCCCCUCCACUUCUCUCAAACACACACAGCAUCCUUCCGUUGACACCAUGUGCACCAAAGUGCUGCUGCUGCUCCUCGCCUGCUGUGUUUGGUCAGCAGAGUCCCAGGGCGCUGGAAGGAGACAAAACAGCUGGGCUGAACCCAUCGAAUUCAGCACCAAGAGUAAGGACUCGUGCACCAUGGUCGUCACCGGUCACGGGGAACACACCAGGCUGAGGCUGUCGUGCCAAAGCAGCAAGCGCUCCUACUGGUGCGAAUACCUGGGCAAGCCCAACACCUGCCGCUCCUACAGCAAGAACCCGCGUCACUACUUCCUCCAGAUGAUGUGGGACUUCAGGAAGCUCCAGAACGCCUGCCUGGCGCCGAAGCAGAUCAAGCCUCAAAUGUGUCGUCGGGCGACCGACGAGUCCCAGAUGGUUUUCUCGUCCGCUUCCUUCUCCAGGCAAUGGCCGGAGGCUUCUACCAGGACAGGAGGAGCGAGACCGGCGCAGCCUUCGAGAUCUCAACCUCGACCUACAAGGCCUGUGUCGACGAGGCACCCUGCUAUUCCGAAAUUUCCAACAAGAGUGCAGACCCAGCGGAGACCCGUCCCACAACCGACUGCACCUACAGUGGAGAGCAAUCCGAAGAGGAUCGCUCGGCUGUACUGCUGGAGGUCACUUCACGGCGUCUGCGCCUACGUCAUUGGUCUGUUUCGUAAUUAACAAUGAAGAUUUUACAAUUCUGAUGAAGAUAACUUCUGAUGUCUGAGUAAAGCGGCUCCUUGGAGGGGAAAUACAAGACCGAGAAGAUGUUUGAUCAUCCACAGUAGAACAGGAGCGCUCUCUACAGGCAGAGGAAUGGUACUGCUGUGACGUCCUAAUAAAACCUCUCUCACUGAAACUUUAAAUGCAUUAUUUUCCACAGAGAACCCGGGCUGCUCGGAUGUAUUUUUUUGUCUCAAAAACAUGUCAAAAAGAAAUAUUAUGCAUAAUGCUUCACACAGCAAGGUAUGACACAUGUAUGACAUUAUACUUCUUUAACUUGUGAGAACGUUUCUGCAGCUGCACAAACCUUCAAAACAAAAUCUAAGACAGGACGUUCAUGUAUUUAUAUGUUUAUAUUACCUGAAUCAUUAUAUUUUCUGAGUAUUACAUUGUUGAUUGUUUUAUUCUGAAAAACACAAACGUUUUCUGUACCGAUGUAUUUGACUGAAUGAUAUUAAGAAUGUGAAAUUUCAUUAAAUGAAUAAAUGUUAUUCUCUAUUAUCUGGUGUUGAUCGGAUGUAUAUUUGUGCUCCACCUUGAAAACAAUCAACCAGAAAAAACUGAAAAAUUGUUCACUCUUAUAAUGUUCGAUAACAAAUGAGCUGUUAUAUUGAAAACGACUGCUGCGCCAUAUCAUUGUCUCAUAAAAAUCAUCAUUAUAGUCAGCCUGAAUCUGAAAAUCAGCUGCAAUACCAAGUUCAGCCUGUAGGUGUCACUGCUGCUUAAAUUAAACACACCUCAAAAUUCAGUCUUCAGGGAAAUCUCUCCUGUGCAACAUAUUUCAAGAAGUCAUUUAAUCUGUUGGCACGCUGUACCAACAGAUGGUUCAGUGGAUGUUUUAAAAGAGUCAGAGUUUUUUUGUACGUGUUUUACAAAUACCCUAAAAAAUAAAAAGUUAUCUCAAAGCAGGUAGUGCUUCGUAAAGUGUUGCUGCACAGUCUGCUAGAACUGAUUACUUUAAGUCCUGAUAUGUCAACAUGAAUCUGUUCAAAAACAGAAAUGCUUUAAGUCUUUGCCCUUUGCGUCUUUUAAAUUAGGUUUGACUUUAAAGUUGGUCUGUUGGCAGGUCGGGGGUGACUUUGAGCAAGGCACCGAACCCCCAACAACUCUGGUGCGCUCCCUGUGUGUUAGUGUGUAGCAGCCCUACUCGGACAUCUCUCCACUAAAGCAUGUCCACAGGUCCUGUCUGUGCAUGUGUGUGUUUCAGGCGUAUGUGUGUGAGAAACAUGUCGCUCAAUAACAGAGGGUAAAACCAGAAGUUCCCCCAGGGAUUAAUUAAGUAUGUAAAAU